Molecule: messenger RNA, 1193 nt
Organism: Cynara cardunculus var. scolymus (artichoke)
Lineage: Eukaryota; Viridiplantae; Streptophyta; Magnoliopsida; Asterales; Asteraceae
Product: thiamine thiazole synthase, chloroplastic-like
Exons: 3
Coding region: 1-1050 (349 amino acids)
Biological process (GO): thiamine biosynthetic process
Source: RefSeq, a predicted model, not a curated record
AUGGCUACAACCUUCGCUUCCUCUCUCUCCACCAAGCCCAACACCUGUUUCUUCGACCAAUCAUCCUUCCAUGGCGUUCCUGUUGCCUCUCCGAUUCGGAUCCAACCCAUCAAAUCCCACCACAACAAGACCAUGCCCAUUACCAUGUCUUACGAUCUCGGAUCCUUCACCUUUCGACCUAUCAAGGAAGCGAUUGUGUCUCGUGAAAUGACCAGGAGGUACAUGACCGACAUGAUAACCUAUGCCGAUACCGACGUUGUCGUAGUCGGUGCUGGCUCCGCUGGUCUCUCCUGCGCCUAUGAGCUUAGCAAAAACCCUAAUGUUCAGGUAGCCAUCAUUGAGCAAUCUGUGAGCCCUGGUGGUGGAGCAUGGCUUGGAGGACAACUGUUUUCAGCCAUGGUUGUCCGGAAGCCUGCACAUCUGUUCCUCGAUGAGCUAAACAUCGAGUACGACGAGCAAGAAGACUACGUUGUGAUAAAGCACGCUGCUUUGUUCACCUCCACCAUCAUGAGCAAGCUGUUGGCGCGGCCAAAUGUGAAGCUGUUCAACGCAGUGGCUGCAGAGGACUUGAUCAUCAAGGAAGGUAGAGUAGGCGGUGUCGUGACCAACUGGGCUUUGGUGUCGAUGAACCAUGACACACAAUCUUGCAUGGAUCCAAAUGUGAUGGAGGCUAAGGUGGUUGUGAGCUCAUGUGGUCAUGAUGGUCCCAUGGGUGCCACAGGAGUGAAGCGAUUGAGGAGCGUUGGGCUGAUCGAGAGCGUUCCUGGGAUGAAGGCUCUUGACAUGAACGCGGCUGAGGAUGCAAUUGUGAGGUUGACAAGGGAGAUUGUUCCUGGUAUGAUUGUCACGGGAAUGGAAGUUGCAGAGAUUGACGGAUCUCCAAGAAUGGGUCCAACAUUUGGGGCUAUGAUGAUAUCUGGACAGAAAGCGGCUCAUUUGGCGUUGAAGGCGUUGGGGCUCCCGAACGCGUUGGAUGGAACGCUGACGGGCAGCAUCCACCCAGAGCUGAUCCUUGCUGCUGCGGAUUCCGGUGAGAGCGUGGACGCCUAAAUGAAGUAAAUACUUGUUUAGGGCAGGGGAGGUUGGAUUUGAAUAAAUAAUAUUGCCAAUGGUACUUAUAUCUCGUAGCUUUUUCAUCAUUUCUUUGUUAGUAGUAUGUUUGUUUUUAUGUGAUGAAUCUGAAGAAGAAGAAG